UUGGUCACAUCCAAAUGUUUUCUUGAUGUGGUGAAACUAACCAACAAGCUAAACCCUAUGGCUACAUACGCUGAGAAGGACUACGAUUCGAACAACUACAACUCACAGAGACCAAGGUAUCCGCCUUCUCUGUACAAGGCACUUUUCGAUUAUCACCAAGGAGAUAGAGACUUGGCUCUGGACGUUGGCAGUGGUCCCGGUGUGGCAUCUUUCCCAUUGUUACAGUAUGUUGAUAAAGUAAUUGCUACCGAUGCGUCACCUGUUAUGAUUCAACCUGGUAUUGAGUCCAUCAGUGACAAACACAAGGGCAGAAUCGAAUUUAAGGUCUCACCGGGUGAAGAUCUACGUGAUGUGGUGCCAAAAUCCUCAAGUGUUGAUGUCUUAAUCUGUGCAGAGGCGCUCCACUGGAUCAAGCAUGAACCUUUCUUCCAAGAAGCGGCCAGAGUGCUGAAACCUGGUGGCACAUUGGCCUUCUGGGGAUACAUCGAACCAAGGUUUGUUGACUUCCCUGAGGCUGAUAAGAUCUACGAGAAAUAUGUCUUUGAAGACCCUCAGUACAUGGGUCCGUGCUGGAUUCAGCCUGGCAAGGACUUCCUGAGAUACUUCUUCGAUGACGUUCACCCACCGGAAUCGGAGUUCAAGGACAUUGAAAAAUGGGACUACUAUCCAGAGAAGAAACAGAAACGUACCGCUUACUUCCUAGGAGAUGAUAAAUACACCAUGCAAAAGUUCAGAGGCUAUCUCGGCUCCUUCAGCGCAGUUCACACUUGGAGAAAGAGAAACCCAAACGCCACAGUCGACAUCGUAGACCUGAUGAUCAACGAGAUGAAAGAAACCUGUGCUUGGACCGACGACACCGAGAUCAACACCGAGUGGGGUACAACUUACAUCUUCGCAAGAAAGAGAUAACGGCAUUCCAAUUGAAUGCUCCUAUUUAUAGCAAUAAUCGC
This is a messenger RNA of Williopsis jadinii, 950 nucleotides long. Its product is annotated as class I SAM-dependent methyltransferase. Gene Ontology annotation, molecular function: S-adenosylmethionine-dependent methyltransferase activity. The record is from RefSeq and is a predicted model, not a curated record. NCBI's taxonomy places the organism in Eukaryota, Fungi, Ascomycota, Saccharomycetes, Phaffomycetales, Wickerhamomycetaceae. The transcript has a single exon. The coding region runs from base 58 to 909 and encodes 283 amino acids.